AUGCAGAAACCUCUUUUACCUAUUGCUUCACUAUCUACAGAUACUAAUGCUUUUACUUCAACUAUUUUUAAUAGGCACCCUUUACCAUCAUAUUCUCAUGAAAACAUUAUUCUGAAUAAACCUUUAGCAGUUAAUAGUACUAUUUCUACUAUACAAGUAACUUCAGCAUCAAAGGCUAGAGUAUAUUCUUUUGAUUCAACUUUUACUUCAAUAAAAGCAAAAAUUGAUAAUCAUAUUACUAGAAUAAAAGGUCCUUAUAGCUUUUGUAUACAUGGUGAAAUAUAUCACCACAUCAGUUCUCUUCUUCCUCCUCCAAAUUUAAAACAUCCUUUAUAUGUGCAAAUAUAUGUUUAUGAUAUGAAUAAUGAAAUUCAAAAUAGGCUUAAUGCUGUAUCAAGUUUAGAUGAGUUAACUCUUACUGAGCUUCAAAAUAUGUUACAUAAUAUUAAUUUAUAUGUUCAAGUUUUUCAACAGGCUGGAAUUAUGCUAUCUCAAAAUUCAGCUCAAAACCUAACAAUGCUAAUUACAGAUUUCAGAAUAACAGAUUCAUGCCACUAUAACAUUCCAAAUUCAUCCAAAAUUGCAACAAUUUUAGUAGAUAGCAAUGAAACUGAAAUAUGCAAUUGCAAUAUUAUUCUAUAUUCACAUACUAAAGAAGGUGAGGACAGAUGGCAUCUAAAAAUUCUAAUUUGUGAUGAGACCCACUUAUUAUACUUGAAUACUGAAAAAGAUCAAAAAAUAAAUAAUAAUAUUGAAGAUAUUAAAAAUAGUGAUAGAGCUCAAAAGUAUGUUACUAUGAUGCAAUAUUAUGCAUAUUAUCUACAAGUAGGUAGACCUAGAGAAGGAUUAUCUCUACAUCUUGCUGGCCAUCUUUUUCAGCAAUAUAUAGUCAAUACAUAUGCAAUUGUAAAACAAAAUCAUCUUAAUUAUUUAAAACAUAAUCAACAAAAAAUUCAAGUAAAGCUUUAUAGUGGUUUACAAGAUGCCUUAGCUGUACAGAAUGAACAACUUUGA
Cetraspora pellucida is the source of this 1014-nucleotide messenger RNA. The record is from the annotation of a GenBank genome assembly. NCBI's taxonomy places the organism in Eukaryota, Fungi, Glomeromycota, Glomeromycetes, Diversisporales, Gigasporaceae.